UUAUGAGGCUGGGCCUGGUACAGAACCCCAGAAUCCAGAUGUGGUAAACUGCUCCAUCUUCAUAUAGAUUCUGUCAGUAUAAAAACCACCCAAAAAAAGAAAAACUUGUUCAGUUCAACAGUCAAACAAAGGGUCUCAUUCUCUUCUACUGCUGAGUAGAAAAUUCAGAAAUGGAUUCAGCAGCACUGAGACUCUCUAACAUCAGAAGACAUCUACACCCUCAACCUUCUUCUUCAAGUUCUCAUCUUUCAAAGGGUGGGUUGAUCAAAAUAAGCCCUGAAGUUUCUGAUGCUUUAUCUCGUGGAGCUGCAGUUGUUGCUUUGGAGUCUACUAUUAUUUGCCAUGGAAUGCCCUACCCUCAAAACUUGGAAACUGCGAAGGAAAUAGAGGCAAUUGUGAGAAGUAAUGGAGCUAUUCCUGCAACCAUUGCUAUAUUGGAUGGAAUUCCACGCAUAGGUCUCCAAAGUGAAGAACUGGAACGACUUGCUAGAACUGGAGCUCAAGUUCUAAAGACUGCUCGUCGUGACAUUGCUGCAGUUAUUGCCGCUGGAGGAAAUGGUGCUACAACAGUUUCGGCAACAAUGUUUUUUGCCUCAAUGGUUGGCAUUUCAGUCUUUGUGACCGGAGGAAUUGGAGGAGUACACAGACACGGAGAGCAAACCAUGGAUGUGUCAUCUGAUCUUACUGAGCUUGGGAAGACUCCAGUAGCAGUGGUUUCUGCUGGUGCUAAAUCAAUUCUUGACAUAUCUAGAACCCUCGAAUACUUGGAAACCCAGGGAGUUUGUGUUGCUGGAUAUAGGACUAAUGAGUUUCCUGCCUUCUUUACUGAAACAAGCGGCUGUAAGGUUUCUUGUCGCAUAAACUCCCCAGAAGAUGCUGCUCGCUUAAUAGAUGCCAACACAAAACUCAAGCUCGGAACUGGUAUACUAAUUGCAGUUCCUAUUCCGAAAGAACAUUCUGCUUCUGGAAGCUUUGUUGAAUCUGCAAUACAGAGAGCCUUGACUGAAGCAAGGGCACAGAACAUAAAGGGAAGUGCUGAAACCCCAUUCUUGCUUUCGAAAGUAAACGAAUUGACUGGAGGAGCUUCAUUGACUUCUAAUAUCGCUCUUGUGAAGAAUAAUGCAGCUGUAGGUUCCAAGAUUGCUGUUUGUCUUUCCCAAUUAAGAGGAUAUGAUUGUCAAGUCAAAUCUUGAAAGUCAUCUAUACUCGGGAUCUUUGGCUACAUGGCUGGCUCAUACUAGUAUGCUACAUGGUGUCAUAGAACUCUCAAAAGUAAUGUUGAUGGAAAAUUGGUCGGUUUCCACCCUUCAUUGCUGAGCUAGGGGUCCCUUAGAGCAAAGCAUAUCAAGUAUGUCGUGUUCGGGUUGAAUUGCAGCAUUUCCGGCUCAAACGAUGGCAAUUUUCGGGCUUGUGUCCUGGCAUCAAAGACUGCUUGACCCGAUUUUGCCCGGCCCAUGAUCAGUUAUGGCUUCAUGUUAUAUGACUCAUUUGCUGUCCUCCUUUGGAGACCAUUAUCUCUUUUUGUGAUUUAUUUCAUGGAAAGCUUAAAAUGAAGUACAAAUGUUACAAAGCUGAAAACAUACUAUUAUAUUUGUAUUAGUGUAGUUCAGUUAUAUUAUAUGGUCUAGUUUAAUAA
Molecule: messenger RNA, 1636 nt
Organism: Beta vulgaris subsp. vulgaris (sugar beet)
Lineage: Eukaryota; Viridiplantae; Streptophyta; Magnoliopsida; Caryophyllales; Amaranthaceae
Product: pseudouridine-5'-phosphate glycosidase
Exons: 13
Coding region: 171-1193 (340 amino acids)
Molecular function (GO): pseudouridylate synthase activity
Source: RefSeq, a predicted model, not a curated record